This is a messenger RNA of Diuraphis noxia (Russian wheat aphid), 1361 nucleotides long. Its product is annotated as tetratricopeptide repeat protein 19 homolog, mitochondrial-like. Gene Ontology annotation, biological process: mitochondrial respiratory chain complex III assembly. The record is from RefSeq and is a predicted model, not a curated record. Lineage: Eukaryota; Metazoa; Arthropoda; Insecta; Hemiptera; Aphididae. Gene Ontology annotation, molecular function: protein binding. Gene Ontology annotation, cellular component: mitochondrial inner membrane.
CUUAAAACUUUUUGAAUUUAAAAAAUAAAAAAAAGCCGCUAAUUWCACUAUGUCUCUUUUAAAUGAAACUUUAGUAACUGCUUUAAGACAAAUGCUGUCAAAUAAUACAAAUACAGAAAAAUCAUUAGUCUUUAAGUUUUCAUUACUUAGUUUAGCUGGACUUAUACAAAAUGAAACAAAUGGUCAACUAAUCGAUAUUAUUGAAAAAGGAAUAUCGUAUUUAGAAAAAGACGAUUACAAUGCUUUUGAACAAACAUUACAUGAGGCUCUCAAAAUUGCUGACGAUUUAACGAAUUAUGAUGAAAUUACAUAUGUUUAUGAUCUGUUAGCAAAUGCAGCAUUAUUUAUGGAAAAGGAUCAUSAAAAGUCGAAAUUUCUACUUAUACAAGUCUUUAAUCGGUUAUUAAAUCAAGGAAUGGAUGAAGAUGAUUAUAUGAUUCUAUUCAUAACUCUUAAAAUUUCUAAAACUCAUGAACUUGUAAACGAUUGUACUUCUGAAAUUGGUUACAAAUUCUGUGUACAUCAUUUAAAUAAGAAGCUCAAAAGUGAUCCUCAUAAUAAAGUAGCAUUAGGUUUAUACGUUAUCACAUUUGAAACUUAUGCUAAUUAUUUGGCAAACAUUUGGGAAUUUGAUGCAGCGAUAAAAUGUUUCAAAAAGGCAUAUAAAACCAGCGUGAAGUUAAAUGGUGAAGUAUUUGAAGCGAAUAUCAAUUUGUUGAAUGCUAUAGGAAACCUAUACUAUAUUCAAAAAAAGUUGAAUAUAUCAUUAAAACACUUUAAAGAUGCAGAAAAAAUUGGGAAACAGCUUCCUGGCUUGAAAAAUUUUUCAAAGGUUCAUAUUAAUCUCAGCUAUGUUUACUUAGAACAAGGAAUGUUAAAAGAAGCAGAACGAUAUUGUAAGAGAGGAAUAAAAAAUGCCAUUAAACAUUGUUAUGACGAAGGAAAAAAAGAAGGAAACAUUUGUUUAGUGAAAGUGCAAAAUGCUAUGAAGCGUAAGAAUUAGAAAAUUCAUUUUUUUUUUCAAACCAAAUGUUUAUAAGUAUUUCAUAUUAACAAAAAAUAGCACUAAAAAUCUAAAAUAGGUACUUUAAAUAUGCAACAAAAAAAAAAAUUAGCAAAAUUAAAUUUAAAAUCUCCUUUCAUUUCAAAAGUCCUUGGUGGCUGCCGGCUGGUGCAUUAAACAAGUUUAAAACUUAAUCUGAUAUUUUUUUUUUAACCUAUAAUAAUUAUAGCAAAUGCUAUAAGAUCUGAAAACUGAUUACUAGUUUAACUUGUGAGAUUGUUUUAUAUAAUUUUAUGAAUUUACUGUUAAUACUGGCUGAUAAUUAAAUUUCUGAAUACAGUCUCUUUCGAUUAUUAUA